Molecule: messenger RNA, 1064 nt
Organism: Fusarium oxysporum Fo47
Lineage: Eukaryota; Fungi; Ascomycota; Sordariomycetes; Hypocreales; Nectriaceae
Product: bifunctional thymidylate/uridylate kinase
Exons: 3
Coding region: 15-779 (254 amino acids)
Biological process (GO): dTDP biosynthetic process; dTTP biosynthetic process; dUDP biosynthetic process
Cellular component (GO): cytosol; nucleus; cytoplasm
Molecular function (GO): ATP binding; dTMP kinase activity
Source: RefSeq, a predicted model, not a curated record
CCUCAUCAACCAUCAUGGCUUCAAUCAACGAUUUAGCUACAGCCGCGAUUGCGAGCUCUGAUACUGCCGAUGAUUCAACUCGAGGCGCAUUCGUUGUUUUGGAGGGUUUGGAUAGAAGUGGAAAGACGACGCAGGUGAAACUGUUGGAGCAGAGAUUCGUCGAGGAGGGUAAAAAGGUCAAGGUUAUGAGAUUUCCUGACAGGACUACACCUAUUGGUCAAAUGAUUGAUGCUUAUCUCAAGAGUGAUGUCGAGAUGGAUGAUCAUGUUAUUCAUCUAUUGUUCAGCGCAAACCGAUGGGAAGCUGUCAAACAAAUUCAAUCUCUCCUCGCUUCUGGUACUACAAUUGUCUGCGACCGGUAUUAUCACUCAGGCAUAGUCUACUCUGCCGCCAAGCAAAACCCCUCUCUGACCCUCCCUUGGGCACGAGCACCAGAACGCGGUCUUCCCCGACCAGAUCUCGUGCUGUUUCUCGAUCUGACCGAAGAGCAAGCUCAAGCUCGAGGUGGUUGGGGUGGAGAAGUUUAUGAACGAUCUGGUAUGCAGAAACGUGUACGGGAAUUAUUCUGGGGUCUCAGCAUGGGCGGAAAGGACGUUGCAGCGCAGGGACUUGGUUUGGAUGAGGGCGAGGGCUGGACGCAGGAGGAGGAGGAUCUUGUGGUGAUUGAUGCUGGCGGGAGUGUGGAGGAGGUUGCUGAGGAGGUUUGGAAGAAGGUUAGGGGUAGGGUUGAACAGGUUGAGAGGGGAGAAGUUGGAAGGACUGUGAGGGUUGUUAGGUGAGAUGCCAGAAAGGUCUCUGUUGCAAUGACAGCAAAAAUGAAUCCCCGAGACCUGGAUCGAACAAGUGACCUUUCGGUGACGGUACAGUUACAGCCGAACGCUCUUCCAGCUGAGCUACUCGGGGAUGGCUCUGACGAUCAGAGGAGUAGCUAUGGCGAUCGGCGAGGAAAGUUGGAUACAUGAGGAUUGGAUGAUGCUGUGCUCUCAACGAGGUAAGAUGGGCUGUGACAGUGAGAUUCGUGCAGGCUGCGGGUGCAGGAGACUGGAUGCAGUGGUUGAAGUAUC